AUGAACUGGCGAGUAGAAGUCGUCGCGGAAAAAACAGGCGUCGAGUUCCCUACCUCAAAGAAGGAGAAAAAGAAGCUAAUGAAGUUCUACGAGAAGACAAAUCCAAAUUUGAUCCAGCAGGCCGUGUCCAGCGAUGAGCUGAUUGACAAUGACUUUUACCGGAAGAGCACGCCGGCGCGAAUGUUCCGCACCUCGUCUGACUUUAGAAUGAUUUCAGGAAGCGUUUCGAAUUCUUUCAACGGAGGGCCAGCCCUAGAAACUUAUAUCGAAGCUGCGGACAGGAACCAGCAGCGAGGAGAGCUGCCAUUUACGAGGAACAGCCUCGGAGGCUUGGAGAUACUCGAUCAAACGCGUCAUGUCUGA
Molecule: messenger RNA, 363 nt
Organism: Oikopleura dioica
Lineage: Eukaryota; Metazoa; Chordata; Appendicularia; Copelata; Oikopleuridae
Source: the annotation of a GenBank genome assembly